Theobroma umbraticum is the source of this 1414-nucleotide messenger RNA. RefSeq names its product cytochrome c1-2, heme protein, mitochondrial-like. Gene Ontology annotation, cellular component: respiratory chain complex III. Gene Ontology annotation, biological process: mitochondrial electron transport, ubiquinol to cytochrome c. Gene Ontology annotation, molecular function: heme binding; electron transfer activity. The record is from RefSeq and is a predicted model, not a curated record. Lineage: Eukaryota; Viridiplantae; Streptophyta; Magnoliopsida; Malvales; Malvaceae.
UUUUUUUUUUUCAUCAAUUUACAUUUUUCCUCUAUCAUCCUUCUGCUUUUUCCUCUUUCCUUUUGUUCCUUUGGAUCUCUGAAGCAGCGGCCAGCUCCUUAGACCACCACCACCUCUCUCUGAUCAACUUUCAAUCUCAUUCUCAAGCCAGGAAUAUUAACUGAAAUGGCUGGAGGAUUAAUUCAUCAAGUCUUACGGAGGAAACUUCAGUCUCAGUCUGCUGUUCCAGCUUUGUCAUGGUUUACUUCAAGGAAAGCUAAUGAGGAUGCAGGAUCUGCUGGCAUGAGAACGGUUGCACUCCUUGGAGCUGGUAUUUCAGGUUUGCUAGGUGUUGCGACAGUAGCAUCUGCUGAUGAGGCAGAACAUGGGUUAGGAGUUCCAAAUUAUCCAUGGCCUCACAAGGGCAUCCUCAGUUCUUAUGACCAUGCGUCGAUUCGUCGUGGUCACCAGGUUUACCAACAAGUGUGUGCAUCCUGCCACUCUAUGUCUCUAAUAUCAUACCGUGAUUUGGUGGGUGUUGCAUACACAGAAGAGGAGACAAAGGCUAUGGCAGCUGAGAUUGAGGUGGUUGAUGGACCUAAUGAUGAGGGCGAGAUGUUUACUCGUCCUGGUAAACUCAGUGACCGUUUUCCUCAGCCAUAUGCAAAUGAACAAGCAGCUAGGUUUGCUAAUGGAGGAGCUUAUCCGCCAGAUCUAAGUCUCAUUACCAAAGCUCGUCAUAAUGGCCAGAAUUAUGUGUUUGCCCUUCUAACUGGUUACCGUGAUCCUCCUGCUGGCGUUAUGAUUCGCGAGGGGUUACACUAUAAUCCCUACUUUCCUGGAGGAGCAAUUGCCAUGCCUAAAAUGCUAAUUGAUGGUGCUGUGGAGUAUGAAGAUGGCACCUCUGCAACAGAAGCUCAGAUGGGGAAAGAUGUGGUGUCAUUUUUGUCAUGGGCAGCAGAACCAGAAAUGGAAGAGAGGAAGCUGAUGGGCUUUAAGUGGAUAUUUGUAUUGUCAUUGGCGUUACUUCAAGCUGCUUACUACCGGCGUUUGAAGUGGUCUAUUUUCAAGUCUCGUAGGCUGAUUGUUGAUGUUGUUAACUAGCUUCCCCCCAGAUUCCCAUCAUACUGAUGUGCUUUUUGGGGAUUUGAUUUGGCAAUAAUUUUGCUUAUUGGGAUGAUCUAGUUUCUUCCAUGACAAAUUGGUGCUUCUUUCCCCAAGUGUUAAUUGAAUGACCUGAUGAGUCUUUUUUCCGAGUUGAGAAGAAAUAAGCUGCUCCACACACAUACAUUAAUUUUGCUCGGAGAAUUGAAUUUUUGUUAGAUUUCUUUUUAUAAUGCUAUAUAUUAUGGCUGGAUACUUGGAUCACUGUUCUCAGUGCCGACUAAAAUUUGUCGUUUACAUGUCUGUGAAUGAAAAUCAGUUAAAACAAAAA